Messenger RNA from Candidula unifasciata, 190 nucleotides. NCBI's taxonomy places the organism in Eukaryota, Metazoa, Mollusca, Gastropoda, Stylommatophora, Geomitridae. The record is from the annotation of a GenBank genome assembly.
GCAUGAGCUGAACAAAGAGAGAGAGCCGCAGGAAGAAAGAAAAUUCAAAGUGGCCAGCUGGCAGACAUUGAGGAAUACACAAGGACUUUCUAGUGAAAAAUGUAUGGAAAGCCUAAUGAAGAUGCACAGAGACCUGAAAGCCCAAGUAGAACAGUUCCGUAAACAAGCUGGAGCUAAGAGAAUUGGCUAG